AUGGUAGACACAACUGGUACCGUUGACGAAGAAGGAAAGCCGGCCAAGCCAGGAUCUUCAGUAUGGUUCAUGACAGAAACAAGGGAUCGCCAUCUUGUAUCAGAAUACUGGCUGUCAACCUUGGGCCAUGACAUCGAAGUAGAAAAGCAUUUUGCGCAGAUCAAUGCGUGGAAAGCAGCUCCAUUCACCACUUACAUUGUCGAGCAGAAAGUUGGCGACUUUAUUCUGAUACCACCACUUGCUGCGCACCAGGUAUGGAAUCGGGGCACUCGAACAAUGAAAGUCGCUUGGAACCGGACAACAGUAGAGACCCUUGAGAUGGCCUUAGGGGAAGCUCUACCACGCGCCAGGAUGGUUUGUCGCGAUGAGCAGUACAAGAACAAGGCUAUUAUCUAUUUCACCUUGCAAAAAUAUUCCGAUCUUAUUGACAAAGUCGAGGCUUUGAAAGAUGUAGAGACUGACCAGCAAGCUAUCUUGAACCUGGAUUAUAAUACAAGAUUGAGACAGCUCGCUAAAGACUUCAAGAGACUUUUCUCCUUAUACACGAAGAUUUUGGUAUCAGAGAUACUCGCACCUGUGUCACCAAACGAAAAGAAAGGACAGUACCUGCCAUACGAUAGUUUCGUGACAUGUGCCUAUUGCCGCUGUAAUAUCUUCAACCGGUUUCUGACUUGUGAGACUUGCAUUGAGCCACUCCAAAACGGCGAUGAGAACACGUAUGAUGUCUGCAUGGAUUGUUUCGCCAUGGGUCGAAGUUGUAAGUGCAUUUCAGGCUUCAAGUGGGUCGAACAAUUCCCCUGGCAAGAGCUCACCAGUCGUCAUGAACAAUGGCGACAUCAAAUUAUUGCUUUGGAUGGGGCGAACCAAAAUUCCCCGCGGUCUCUCCAGAGGGAGAGGAAGGAACUCGGCAAGAAGACCUUAGCCCAAGUUUGUCAAGAACAGCUCAAGAUUAGGCCCUGGAAUGAUCCUAAAAACCCCAAGCCGCCGCUAACAACCGCUGAGAUGAACAGUAUUGGCGUAGCAAAGAGCAGCAAUACUGAUGAUGACGGCAAGGUCUCUCACAAAAACAAAAAGAGAAAAUUACCACUUGAUUUUGUCCAUGAGCACGUCUCCUGCUACCCGAGGGAAGCCUGGCGAUGCGCAACAUGCGCAAAGUGUGAGCGAUCCUAUCAAUAUGGUAGUCUAUGGCGCAUGUUUGAACUCAUGCCUCAGACGGUGAUGGAAGAAUAUGAGUGGGAAUGCCCCGCGUGUAGGAAGUUCUGUUCUUGUGGGUCUUGUAGAAGAAAAGAAGACAAUACUCCUUACGAGCCUCAUGGCACCAUCCUUGGUCAUGAUACUAGAAAAGUCGCUGACCCAAGAAGCACAGAGAGCUUAGUGGAUUUCAGCAUGUCGAACCUGCACCAUAUCAAGAAGACAGGCGAUGAUGAUCCUUUAGAGUCUCGGCGGUUAGGCCGCCGCAUCGAUGAAGCAGCAAGAGCGAAGGCUCAUGAUCUAGAGCUAAGCGACGCUGAUGUAGACGAAGCAGAAACACCUCCGGUUCAAGAACAAUUCUAUCAAAACGGGAUUCGCUAUACAACAGAAGCAGAGAUACCGAUUGAUCCAAUGCUCAGCAUUGGGCAGCCAACACUACCUACCACCACCGCUCCUGUGCCUACCAACGGCUCCAUACGAAAUGACUCAGAUGGCGAACACAAUCCCCAAAAAUUGUUAGCCAAGAAAAAUAGACAAUCAAAGCCAAAGGUGGUACAAGAUAAGUCACAUCAAAGGCAUACGGGAGCCAAAUCUGUCCACGGUUCCGGAGUAGCCUUGAGGCCGCCUAGCAAUGUCGCGCCAACCGCACAAAUGACACUGCAUCCAAGCAACCGGAUGGACAAUGCCUCCACCUACGAGUCCGACGAGCCUUUUGCUAAGGGACUAACAUCAACAUCCGCCAGCAGCCUUCCUGCCAAUGUUCAAAUGUUCCAAAAUGGCCAACCUACACAAAAUGGCCAAUUGUCACAAUAUCAGCAAGCACAAGUUGACAAGUCAUUACUAGAAGCGAAAAGCAAUAACCGAUUUAUUAUUGCUGAAGCUGCGCACUCGGGGAAACGGCUCCCAAUAACUCUUCACGUUGGCAGACUAGGCAUGGCCCUGAUAGCAGAUCGUCUUAGCAAUGGUUCAUCAGUAAACGUUGAUAACCGUCAGCAAGCGGACAAAGAGCUUUUAUUCUCUGAUGUGCCCGCUGUUGAUCGGCCUCAAAAGGCGGCCAGCACUAUGAAAAAGAGGAAGACUCGUAAUGAAGAAUCAGAUGAAGAUUUCUCAACACGUAAACGAAGAAACCGCAAAAAGUACGUCGCUCAAAGUACUUCAAACGAUCGUCACCACCAAGCAAAGGCUCGUCUAGAUCAAAGCGACUAUUCAAGUGAGUCUGAGACACCAGGUGGCACCUUCAUAGCCGUGAAUAAGCCGCCGGGGCCUCGAAGACUACCGAAGUAUCUUGCUGAGCAACAUGAGGAUGGUGAUCAACCUGCAGAACUUCCACCCGAAGUGCCGAGACGGCGCUCUUUACACGAUAGUAAAGCUGGCUCCUCAUUGCUUAAAGAUGCGUUAUCAUCUAGAAAAUCCACAAACAAUGGAAUUAAUGCGCAACGAAAGAUAGCUGACGAGAAUCGCAAAGCAAAACAGAAAGCGGUGCAGUGGGCAGAUGACGACGAAGAGGACGGCACCUCCAGCUCUGGCGACAAUGGUCUGAAGCAUGCUCCGGCAAUUACAUCCAUUUCAGCCAAAGCCAAGAAUACCUUGAUGAAGAUCCCGCAAUCAAUGUUUUCGCGAAUGGCAGGGCGAAAGUUCAAAGUUGCAGGAGCCAAGCCUAAAUAG
This is a messenger RNA of Bacidia gigantensis, 2856 nucleotides long. RefSeq lists its product as uncharacterized. The record is from RefSeq and is a predicted model, not a curated record. The coding region runs from base 1 to 2856 and encodes 951 amino acids. The transcript has a single exon. NCBI's taxonomy places the organism in Eukaryota, Fungi, Ascomycota, Lecanoromycetes, Lecanorales, Ramalinaceae.